Xylaria bambusicola is the source of this 955-nucleotide messenger RNA. Its product is annotated as P-loop containing nucleoside triphosphate hydrolase protein. Lineage: Eukaryota; Fungi; Ascomycota; Sordariomycetes; Xylariales; Xylariaceae. The transcript is spliced from 2 exons. The coding region runs from base 171 to 812 and encodes 213 amino acids. The record is from RefSeq and is a predicted model, not a curated record.
UCCCAUCUAUCUACACAGUAUACAGGCUGUGGAAUUUCUACAUAGUGGUGGGAGAAUAAGACAAGACACUCAUCCGAUUCAAACCGUACUCGAUUUGGAGCGAAAAGAAACGUCGUACAACACUUCUGCACUCAUAACAGGCGAUUGUCUUUCUACUCCAUCAAACCACCAUGGAGAACCCGUCCCGCAAGUUGAUUAUCCAGAUGUCCGGGCCGCCAGGGUCGGGGAAAAGCACACUGGCACGGCUUCUCGCGCGCUCGAUUGAUGGCGUCGUGAUCAACCACGAUCUUAUCAAGGACUUCUUCCUCGACUCUAGCUUCUCGUUCCUAGACUCGGCGAGACUGACAUACCGCCUAGACUGGGCGCUAGCUGACGACAUUAUUCAGCAAGGUCGCAGCGUCGUCGUCGACAGCGUUUGUAAUUACGAGGAAGUCUUGACGCGUGGCACAGCGCUGGCGGCGCGGUAUGGCUAUUCAUACUGGUAUGUCGAAUGUAAGGUUGACGACAAGGAUCUGCUAGCUAGCAGAUUGCACACCAGAGAGCCAUUGCAAAACCAAGACACCGGCGAACAUGAGCCGCUUCCAGAUUCCGUCAGUAGUUUCGGAGGAGCAGGCGAAGACGGGGCUGUGAUUCUCAAGAAAUGGAUGGAAACGAGUCGUCCUGAUAACGAUGACGUGCUCAUCGUUGUCGACGCGACUCGUGGUCCGGAGGAAUGCUUGAAUGCUGUCAUGAAACGGCUUGGAUCCCAGCCCCCCGAGCAAUCGCAGGCUGAUGCUGGUAGCUGCUCCGCAUGCUCCCAAAAUCCUCACUAAAAGCUGGUCGGGAAAAUUGCGCAGGAACCAGGAUCGCCCGGGAAGGGCCGUCGCAGGCGGGACCAGGAAAAGGAAUUAGACGGAACUGCACCCACAUGCACGCGUUAUAAGGGACACGGAUUACACUUGCACUCUUUUACGGA